Rotaria sordida is the source of this 1125-nucleotide messenger RNA. Lineage: Eukaryota; Metazoa; Rotifera; Eurotatoria; Philodinida; Philodinidae. The record is from the annotation of a GenBank genome assembly.
AUGCAAAUGAUGAGGAAGCUUGUACCGACUGGACUUGCUGCUGCUGAAAUAGAUGGAAUGACAAUUCAUUCAUUUUUGGACGAACAACGCAAUUCAAGAAAGCCACGGACCAUUAAACCGGGUGACUCAAAACUUGAGAAAGAAUGGAGAUCAGUCGAAUAUCUUUUAAUUGAUGAGAUGAGUAUGGUUGGUUUAACUCUACUAGCAAAACUCAACCGAAUUAUUUCAACUGCAAAACACGUCGAUCCUCAAGUUCCAUUCGGUAGUGUAAACAUUAUCUUCUUUGGUGAUUACUUACAAUAUCGACCUGUAUAUGAUGCACCAUUACACACUGAUUUUUCAUUACCAUCCAAAAAGAAAUCGAGUAAACUAUCCACAGAAAAAGAAAUUCAACAACGUGUUGUAUGUUCUUUAAUUCUUCAAAUUAACUGUGUGGUAAAACUUACUCAACAGAUGCGCACAAAAGAUUCACGGUACCUUCAGCUACUCGAAUGUCUUCGUCAUAGACAAUGUGAUUAUGACGACUACGAAUUAUUGCUGACCCAAGUAGUUGGGCAACCAUCAGAAGGCUCUCUCUGUGAUUCACCAUGGAAUAAAGCUCCGGUCCUUGUGUUCCGAAAUGAAGUACGAACACAAUUGAACAACAAGGCAGCAAUUCACAAUGCAGCUCAAUUAGGCCACGUCCCAAUAGUAUGCGUCGCUCAAGACACUUGUAAUGGCAAACCAAUUGAAGAUCCUAUACUUAUAAAAAAAUUAUUGGAAUUAUCUGAUAGCAAGACAGAGCAUUUACCUGGUUUAUUACUUUUUGUUCCUGGAAUGCCUGUUAUUUUAACACAAAACAUUGCUAUUGAACUUCGUCUUAUUAAUGGUAUUAAUGGAAUCUUUCGACAAUUAGUCUAUCAGGCAGAUUCUGUAUCAACAGAUGUUUUACCGGAAAUAUUUCCAAAAAAUACACAGUACAUCCAUCGACCAUUAUAUGCAUUAAUAGAAAUUGCCAAAUCAAAAAUUGAAUCCAAUCUUGAAGAACUUCAACCAAAACUUGUUCCAAUACCAGUAAUUGAACAAACAUUUCGAGUAGACGUUUCUGAUAUUCUUCCAAAAGACAAGAAACAAAAAUCAAAUUGA